GGAAAGACAGUGGAUCGGGUGCGUAGCUAUUCUCCACUUUGAACGAAUUGGACUUGAUGUCAAACUGCGAUGGAUUUCCUUACUUUCCUUCUGCUGAGCUUGGCUAUCCCCCCUGUAUCAUUGAUGCCCCCACCAACUGUAGCAGAUGUUAUUGGUGAAAGAAAGGACAUUCCUGAAAUAAACAAAGGUUUAAAUCUUUGGGAAGGCGAUAUCAUGGAGAGUAAAUCUGAACUUCAAAAGAGUACGAUUUUGGGGAACGAAUACCGGUGGAAGGAAUACAUCCCCUACAUGCUGAACGAAAGUCUCAGCAUAAAUUACAAAGGAGUCAUUUUAAGAGCCUUCGAGCAGCUGAGACUGAAAGCAUGUAUUGACUUUAAGCCCCGGACAACAGAGAAAGACUACAUAUCUGUGGAAGGUCUAACUGGGUGCUGGUCAUAUAUUGGGAAAAGAGGUGGAUGGCAGCAGCUCUCUAUUGGAAGUGGGUGUGGACUGAUCGGUAUUGUAGAGCACGAGUUUCUUCAUGCUCUGGGCUUCUUCCACGAACAGAGCCGAUAUGAUCGGGACAACUACGUAACCAUCGAAUAUGCAAACAUCAUUAAAGGAAAGGAGCAUAACUUUAAUAAGGAGCUUGAGAAUGAAAGCACCACACAGGGAACUCCAUAUGAUUACACAUCUGUGAUGCACUACGGACAAGAUGCUUUCUCCAAUGGGAAUGGACACACCAUCAACACCAAAGUCCCUCAGUUCCAGGAUGUUAUUGGCCAGCACUAUGACCUGAGCCCUAUAGAUAUGCUUGAGCUCAGCAAGCUCUAUAAAUGCAAUGAAUCUGUCUCGUUCCUGGACCGCUGUAGCUUUGAAGGCAGCAGGUGUCAGAUGUCGACCUGCUCUUCUGCUGCAAAUGGAUGGGUGAAUGCAAGCAGCGUAUCUGGAGGGCCAUUUAGUGACCACUCCAACCUGGAGUCAAUAGGUGUUCCCCUCAUGUCUGUGAACACCACCUCAUCAGGGCCGUCUUUCUUCAUGCACUUCAGCACAAAGGCUGGACAGGAAGGAGACUCAGGUCGACUGGUAAGUAAGGAGAUGACACCCCGCAGAGGCUGCCAUGUCCAGUGCCUGCAGUUUUUCUACUAUCACAGUGGGAAUGAGACUGACCAGCUCAACAUCUGGAUAAGAGAGUACCAGAAUGAUACUGAUACCAUAGGAACCCUCAGACUCAUGGACCAGAUCACAGGAUCUCCCACUAAUCACUGGCAACUCCACUUUGUUCCGCUGAAUGCGGGCAAGCCAUUCCUAGUGGAAUUUGAAGCACGGAAAGGAGCCAGAUAUUCCAGCGGAGGGUUCUCAGUGGACGAUAUCAACCUGUCAGAAUCAGAAUGUCCUCAUAAUGUGUGGCAGAUCAGGAACUUCAUGGAGCUUUGGAACAACUCUACACCUGGCACUUUCAAGUACAGCCCAGCCUACUACUCCCCUGACGGCUAUCGCUAUCAGAUACUUCUGAGACUGACUCAGGACUUCGUUUACUUCUACGUGCGACUGGUAUCUGGUGUCUAUGAUGACAAGCUGCAGUGGCCUUGCCCAUUAAGACAAGUGACUUUAGUACUGCUGGACCAGAACCCCGACAUCCAACAGCGCAUGUCGGACCAAGAUAGCAUCACUACUGACACAUCACGUAGACAGUUUUGGGGCAGGCCUAGUGAAGUUGGAUUUGAAGUAGUUACUGGUGAUAACGAAACUGUAAAAGCAAAUACUGAAACGCCAUUUCAAAUGCUGUUGAAAAAAGGCCGUUCUAAUGACAGAGAGUUUGUCAAAGGAGGUGAUCUCAUCCUACUCAUCAGCAUGCAAGAUGUCUCAGCGCUGCAGCAGGAUAACUCUCUGCCCUGCCCUAAAGUAUCAGUCAAGAACUUCACUGUCUCUCCUUAUCAAGGUGCUCAAGAAGGAUCCUGCACACCACGGGUUAUUUCCACCUCCUCUACAAUCACAAAUAUAACUACAACUCCACCAAGCAACUGCUUGUCCAUGGUUUGUUCUAAUAUUAUGCUAAUAUUGUGCAUCCUUCUGUCGACCUCCUGCUGGCUUUGGUCCUCCUGUUAGUAAACUAACAGCCAAAUCAUCACAACUCCAUGGUGCCUCUAAUCUUCACCUCCCACUUUUUUGGCCUUCCUUUGGCCGUUAUUUAUCAAUCAUCUAAAGAAUCGUAUAGCUUAAUUCUUUUGUUUAAUUUUGUGAUUCUUAAUCUAUUAGUAGUACUUGACCUUAUCAAGAUAAUUCAGUCUAGUGGUGGGUGGUUUACACUCACCGAGCACUUUAUUAGGAACACUGUGCUAAUGUGUCAUUUAAGCAAUGAUUGAUUGGUAUUAACAGCCCCAAAGCCUGCCAAUAAAACAUUCCCUAUGCCAUUACACCACCUCCACCGGCCUGAACUGUUGACACAAGGCAGGUUGGUGCUGCUGUUGGCACCAAAUUCUGACCCCCUGUGUGCCUCAGCAGAAAUUGACAUUCAUCAGACCACGUUUAAUUUUUGCAGUCUUCAGCUGUCCAGUUUUGGUCAGCCUGAGUGCACUGCCGUCUCAGCUAUCUGUCCUUGGCUGACAGAAGUGGAACCCGACGUGGUCUUCUGCUGUUGUAGCCCAUCCACCUCAGAGUGGUUCUCUGAGUUACUGUAGCUUGUCUGUCAGCACAAACCAGUCUGGUCAUCAUCCAUUGACCACUUUCAUCAACAAGGCAUUUCCAUUAUGAGAACUGCAGCUGAUUGAGUGUUUUUUCUUCGUCGCACCAUUCUAUGUAAACUGCAGAUGCCAAAUGUCAGAGAUGACACUUUUCCUCAUUCUGAUGGUUGAUGUGAACAUUGCCUGAAGCUGCUGGCUCAUGCAUGAUAUAUGUGAUUGUGUGCACUGCACUGCUCCUACACGACUGACUGGUUAGAUAUUUGCAUAAAUGAGUAGGUGUUCCUAAUAAAAUACUUGGUGAAUGAUUGUUUGUACUGAUACAAAAGGAUGUUGACAGGGUCGGAAAUGGGCAGGAAUGCAUUAGUACAGCUUAAAUUUUGAAACAUAGGCAAUUGUUUUUAUAAGGAACUCUGCAUACAAUUGUUUUACUCUGUUCCUAAAGCAUCAAGGUUCUGUUGAACGCAUGCCAAAUCCAGCCUACAGCCCCUUAAGCCAAGUAAGGCAUUCUGCAGCU
Molecule: messenger RNA, 3177 nt
Organism: Pygocentrus nattereri (red-bellied piranha)
Lineage: Eukaryota; Metazoa; Chordata; Actinopteri; Characiformes; Serrasalmidae
Product: meprin A subunit beta-like
Exons: 17
Coding region: 70-2088 (672 amino acids)
Biological process (GO): proteolysis
Cellular component (GO): membrane
Molecular function (GO): protein binding; zinc ion binding; metalloendopeptidase activity
Source: RefSeq, a predicted model, not a curated record